Messenger RNA from Cherax quadricarinatus, 678 nucleotides. The record is from the annotation of a RefSeq genome assembly. Lineage: Eukaryota; Metazoa; Arthropoda; Malacostraca; Decapoda; Parastacidae.
AUGCCAACAUGAGGAUGUCUAGGACUCCAAGACAGUGCUUCCCCACUUAUAGAACAAUUAACGUAUUUCCACGAUCACACAAUAUUUAUUCUCAUCCUCAUUACUACAUUAGUAGGUUAUAUUCUAAUUAAUUCAGCACUAAACUCACUUAUUAACCGAUUUUUACUUGAAAACCAAGAAAUUGAAAUUAUCUGAACUAUUUUACCUGCUAUUAUCUUAAUCUUCAUCGCCAUACCCUCACUACGGUUACUCUACUUAUUGGACGAAACCAAUAACUCGAGAGUCACAAUUAAAACCAUUGGACAUCAAUGAUACUGAUCCUACGAAUAUUCAGACUUUCUAGAUAUCGAAUUUGAUUCCUUCAUAGCACCCUAUAACAUAGACUCAAAUUUACGACUUUUAGAUGUUGACAACCGAAUCCCUAUCCCCUUAAAUACUCAAAUUCGUCUUAUCAUUUCAGCAGCAGACGUAAUCCAUUCCUGAACUAUUCCUUCCUUAGGAGUAAAAGCCGACGCCAUCCCAGGGCGACUUAAUCAAGUUAGGUUUCUUCUAAACCGACCCGGCCUAUUCUACGGUCAAUGUUCCGAAAUUUGUGGCGCUAACCAUAGAUUUAUACCAAUUCUAAUUGAAAGAAUUUCGGUAGACUCUUUCUUGAACUGAGUUUCUAGAAAUUCAUAA